Molecule: messenger RNA, 4775 nt
Organism: Carlito syrichta (Philippine tarsier)
Lineage: Eukaryota; Metazoa; Chordata; Mammalia; Primates; Tarsiidae
Gene: GARRE1
Product: KIAA0355 ortholog
Exons: 14
Coding region: 463-3672 (1069 amino acids)
Biological process (GO): Rac protein signal transduction
Molecular function (GO): CCR4-NOT complex binding
Source: RefSeq, a predicted model, not a curated record
CAGGAAAUGACUUAGAAGCCUUACAAAUACAUCUGCGCAUUCUUGCUUCAGACUUUACAAUUGAGGGCUGGCCCAGUCUGGAAGCACCUCUUAUUAAUGUUACAAGGAAACCGCUACCUCAGCAAACAAAAGGAAAGGAGGAGAAGACGUAUAAUAACAAAUGACUUUUUUUUAAAACUUGUUUUCAGAAAACAUUAGAAGAAAUUUGGAAAAUGUUAGCAUUGCAGAGGAGAAGCUUUAUAGAGGUCCUGUCUACACUGAAAAUAUUAAUUCUGUAAACCUGUUGUUAUCUUGAUAUCUACGUUGGAUCACAUGGUCACCUGCCUCAUGGAAAUGCCUUUUUUAAGACUUCAAUUUGCAGAACUCCACUAUUUUUAUACCUAGCUACAGUUUUGCAAAAAAAAAAAAAAAGAAUUAGAACCCUGACCUGCUCACUGUCGCUGGGACAAUUCCCCCUCCCGCAUGUAUUGCUGCAGUGCUCAGGACAGUAAAAUGGACUACAAGCGGCGCUUCCUGCUUGGCGGGUCCAAGCAGAAGGUGCAACAGCACCAGCAGUACCCGAUGCCUGAGCUGGGCCGAGCACUGAGUGCUCCCCUGGCAUCUACGGCCACCACUGCCCCCUUGGGCAGUCUGACUGCUGCAGGCAGCUGCCACCAUACCAUGCCCCACUCUACUCCCAUUGCUGACAUCCAGCAAGGCAUCUCCAAGUACCUGGAUGCCCUCAACGUCUUCUGCCGUGCUAGUACUUUCCUCACAGAUCUCUUCAGCACUGUGUUCAGGAACUCUCACUACUCGAAGGCGGCCAUGCAGCUCAAGGAUGUACAGGAGCAUGUCAUGGAAGCAGCCAGUCGGCUGACCUCAGCCAUAAAGCCUGAGAUCGCCAAGAUGCUGAUGGAACUUAGUGCUGGAGCCGCAAACUUUACAGAUCAGAAGGAAUUCAGUCUCCAGGACAUUGAGGUGUUGGGGCGAUGCUUCCUGACAGUGGUGCAAGUCCAUUUCCAGUUUUUAACUCAUGCAUUACAGAAGGUCCAGCCAGUGGCUCACUCUUGCUUUGCUGAGGUUGCGCCAGAGAAAAAGAACGGCAGCAGUGGUGGCAGCUUAUCUGGCAUGGGCCACACACCGGAACUGGAGGAAGCUGUACGGUCCUGGCGGGGGGCUGCUGAGGCAACAUCUAGACUAAGAGAAAGAGGCUGUGAUGGUCGCCUGGCAGGAAUUGAAGUUCAACAACUCUUUUGUUCUCAAAGUGCAGUAAUUCCUGAGCACCAGUUAAAAGAACUGAACAUAAAAAUUGACAGUGCAUUGCAAGCAUAUAAGAUGGCUCUGGAAAGCUUAGGCCACUGUGAAUAUGCAAUGAAAGCUGGCUUCCACCUCAACCCAAAGGCAAUUGAAACAAGUUUGCAGGGCUGCUGCAGCGAGGCGGAAGCCCAGCAGACGGGGCGGAGGCAGACACCCCCGCAGCCCAUGCAGUGUGAGCUUCCUACCGUCCCUGUGCAGAUAGGAUCGCACUUCCUGAAGGGCGUCUCCUUUAAUGAGUCGGCCGCCGACAAUCUGAAACUUAAGACGCAUACAAUGUUACAGCUGAUCAAGGAAGCAGGCUGCUCUAAUGGAAUCACAUCCAGGGAUGAUUUUCCUGUUACUGAAGUGCUGAACCAGGUUUGCCCAUCCACCUGGCGGGGUGCCUGCAAGACUGCUGUGCAGCUACUGUUUGGCCAAGCUGGACUGGUGGUGGUCGACACAGCACAGAUUGAAAAUAAAGAAGCCUAUGCCCCCCAGAUCAGUUUAGAAGGCUCCAGAAUUGUGGUUCAAGUCCCAUCUACAUGGUGCCUGAAAGAAGACCCUGCUACCAUGUCCCUGUUGCAGAGAAGCCUUGAUCCUGAGAAGACCCUGGGUCUGGUGGACGUGCUCUAUACAGCUGUGCUGGACCUAAGCCGCUGGAGAGCAGGGAGGGAGCAAGCUUUACCCUGCAUACAGAUCCAACUUCAAAGGGAGAUCUGUGAUUUUGGAAAUCAGGCUGACCUGCCUUCUGGAAAUGGAAACAAAUCUUCAGGUGGCCUGCAGAAGACAUUCUCCAAACUGACAUCUCGUUUCACCAAGAAAGUUUCAUGUACCAGCUCUAGCAGCAGCACAAAUUAUUCCAUCCAAAAUACCCCUUCCAAAAACAUCUUUAUAGCUGGAUGUUCAGAAGAGAAGGCCAAAAUGCCUGGUAAUGUUGAUGCCAGGUUACAAAGCAUUUUGAACAUUGGUAAUUUCCCUCGGACUGCAGACCCUUCACAGCCAGCUCAGAAUUCCAGCGAUCCAGUGGCCAAUGGUUUUCUCCUCGAGAGGCGUGAGAACUUCCUGCAUGGGGAUGGUGGCCCGGAUGAAAAGGGCAUGAAUUUACCAACCGAUCAGGAAAUGCAAGAGGUGAUCGAUUUUCUCUCGGGCUUCAACGUGGGCCAGUCCCAUCAGGGCUCUCCAUUGGUGACAAGGCGUAAUUCUGCUGCGACAGCCGCAGUGACUGAGCAGAAGACAGGAGCCGUGCAGCCACAGCAGUCAUCACUGCCAGUGCCCCCUCCACCACGACCACCCCAGGCUGGGGCCCACACACCCUUGACACCCCAGCCAGGACUGGCACCUCAGCAGCAGUCCCCAAAGCAACAACAGCCCCAAGUCCAGUACUACCAACACCUACUCCAACCUAUUGGACCACAGCAGCCCCCGUCCCAGCCUCGGGCACCUGGGAAAUGGGUACAUGGCUCAUCCCAGCAGCCAGCACAGACUGUUGGAGCAGGUCUGUCUCCUCUUGGUCAGUGGCCUGGCAUAUCUGAUCUCAGUUCUGACUUAUACAGCUUGGGUCUGGUGAGCAGCUAUAUGGAUAAUGUGAUGUCGGAGGUUUUGGGACAGAAGCCACAGGGACCUAGAAAUAACACCUGGCCAAACCGUGACCAAAGCGAUGGAGUAUUUGGAAUGUUGGGAGAGAUUCUGCCUUUUGAUCCUGCAGUGGGCUCAGAUCCAGAGUUUGCACGCUAUGUGGCAGGAGUGAGCCAGGCAAUGCAGCAGAAGCGCCAAGCCCAACACAGUCGCCGUCCAGGCAACCCCCGGGGCAACUGGCCACCCAUGGAUGAUGCCCAUCGGACCUGGCCCUUCCCAGAGUUCUUCACAGAAGGGGAUGGCUUGCACAGCGGCUGGUCGGGUGCUCAGGGAGACUCAGCAAGCUCGAGUGAUGAGACAUCCUCAGCCAACGGAGACAGCUUAUUCUCCAUGUUUUCAGGGCCUGACCUCGUUGCUGCUGUCAAGCAGAGAAGGAAACACAGCAGCGGAGAGCAGGAGACCAGCACACUGCCCUCGCCACCUCUCCUCACUGCAGUGGAGGAUGUGAAUCAGGAUAACAAAACCAAAACGUGGCCACCCAAGGCACCCUGGCAACACCCUUCCCCGCUGCCCAGCACACUACCUAGCCCAAGCGCACCGCUCUACGCAGUCGCCAGCCCUGGCAGCCAGUGGAAUGACACCAUGCAGAUGCUGCAGUCCCCCGUGUGGGCUGCCACCAGCGACUGCAGUGCUGCCUCCUUCUCCUAUGUGCAGACCCCACCCCAGCCCCCAGCCCCACCAGCACACAAGGCAGCACCCAAGGGCUUCAAGGCCUUCCCCGGGAAGGCUGAGCGCAGGCCAGCCUAUUUGCCCCAGUACUGACCCAAGACCAGCCUGCCAGUCUGCCCAGAGUUGUUGGGGCAGGUGUCCCCACCCCGGGGCCGACGGGUUCACAUCAGCUCCCCAGAGGACCAGUGCCGCCCUGUCUCAGGGAGGGUUCCUUGGGGACGAGGGUGGUGGGCAGCUCUAAGCCUUUAAACCCGGCUUCUCAAACUUUGGAGGCAUCGGCUCCCUGGAGAGCCUGCUAAAGACAGAGGUUUCUGACCCUCAAGGGGAUGCUGGAGAAUCUGCAGGCUAAGAAGCACUUCAGGUGAUUCUGAUGUAGAUGGCCACAGGUGACACUCUAAGAAAUACAGCUGUUCGGUUUUAAGUGGUGCUGUGUGUUGGAAAGGCAUCAGGCCUGAAGGCUGAGAGCAAAACUGACCAUUCUUUGGAAACCCUCUCUUUUCACUCCUUAACACCUUGAGUGAUGACCACACCAGUCACUGUAUUUUAUAGCUAUUUUGUCGUGUAGGUUUUUAGUUAAACUAUCUCCUACCUAAAAUACAUUGGGUAUUUUAAAAUUACGAAUAUACUGGCUGGAGGUUUAACACUAUCUUUAUUUAAGCUUAUACAAAAUAAGCAAAGUAUAGAUUAUUUGUGAUCAGAAGCAAUUGCCUGGGUUUUCUGUGGCUGGGCAGCCCCUCACCACCCAGCAGUACCCAGGGAGUGCAGCCUUUACCAGAUUUACAAAAACAGGACUGUAUAACUGAUGUUAUACAUGAUGCCAUAUUGCUGAAAGUAUAUGGAGACGAGCUAGCUGGCUGCUGUCUGUGUGCAGUCUAAAGCUGCACCUGCUGCCCUUGGACCCUCCCACAUGGCCAGAGGCACUGACACAUCCUCAGAGUGUAGGGGUGUGGGCAAGUGACUGCUCAGAGAUACCUGCACUUGAAAUUACAGUAACAUUUGUGACAAACCAAUUAAGAUAUAGAUGGAAAUUAAUGUCUUUUCCUUAAAAAAAAAAAAAAAAAUCCACCUCGUUUUCAGUUAAGUGUGCCAUUAAAUAGCUAACAUCCUGUGGAUUUAGGGAUAUAUUUCCAGCCAGAAUGGAUCCAAAAGAAUUGAAUGGUGCUUAAAUUGAGAAAUAAUAAUAAAUAUAUCUAUAU